AUGGAUGACAAGGGUGAUCUGAUUGUGUUUGCGCGCGAGAGCGCCGCCUCGGGUCUCGACCUGUACGCGCUGCUGGGUGUCGACACGACGACAUCGCGCGAGGACAUCCACCGGGCCUGGCGGCGACAGGGUCUCAAGUACCACCCCGACAAGGCGGGGGCCAACUUUGAUGCGUCGCUGUACGAGCGGUUUGCGCGGGCGCGCGAUGUGCUGGUGGACGAUGCGGCGCGGGAGACGUACGACACAGGGCGGGCGGCGGCGUCCCAGCGCAAGAUGCAGUCGGAGCAGAUGACGGCCGAACGACGGCGGUUCAAGGACGAGCUGGAGGCGGCAGAGCGAGCGACACGCGCAGGUGCAGGCAGCAGCGGUGGUGGUGAGGCGCCGUUUGGACGGACGUCAGCCUCGUCGGGGCCGACACAGUCAUCGGAGCGGGAGAAGCUGCGUGAAGCCGGCCGUCGUCGAGCCGAAAACCAGCAGCGCCAGGAGCAGGAGGCAAGGGAACGACAGCGACAGAAAGAGGAUGCCCGGAUUACUGAGAUCGAGCAGCUCCUGCGCGAAAAGGAAGAGCGGCAGCGACGGCGGGCCGAGAAAAAGGCAGCGCGCAGCGGUGGUGCCGCAGACAGCCAACCCGAAAAGGAGACAGCCUCGACUGGACGAACAGACAUAUCGGAGAAGCCAGCGUUGUCACAGGCCGAUCCAGAGUGGCGGAAGCUCCUCAGCAGCAGCCGCAAGGCCGCAACGAUGGAGGGUCCUGUGCAGGAGCGGCCGCUGUUCGCAUACACAUUGGAGCGGCUCAAAGCGGCCGGCGAGGCCCAGCGACAACAACAGGCCAAGGCCGAUGGCGUCAGCACGCCCGCGUUUGAGCCGCAGUGGCAGGAGAUCGACGAUCCGCAGGUGCGCCAAUUUAUCACCAGGGUGCCGCGCUUGUGA
This is a messenger RNA of Grosmannia clavigera kw1407, 930 nucleotides long. Its product is annotated as cell cycle control protein. Bases 1 to 930 code for a protein of 309 amino acids. Gene Ontology annotation, biological process: spliceosomal complex disassembly. Gene Ontology annotation, cellular component: spliceosomal complex. The record is from RefSeq and is a predicted model, not a curated record. Lineage: Eukaryota; Fungi; Ascomycota; Sordariomycetes; Ophiostomatales; Ophiostomataceae. The transcript has a single exon.